CAAAUACAAUUACAACCAGUGAGAUAAAAUGCAAUUUCGGCUAUAUUUUUAAAAGGCUAAAUACUUACCUUCAAAAUGAAAACAGGCUACCAUUUGACUGAGUGAAUUACUGGCUCUUGGUCCAAUAGAGGGUGGAGGAUGUCCAUGUGCAGGUGGUGUCCUAGGCUGAUGGCUGCCGAGGUGCCCACGGGGUGUUCACCGAAUGUUGUUUUUCCCUCCUUUCCCAGCCGACACCCCACCUCCAUGGAAGCAGGAAACAGCACAGAAGUACCCCGGUUCCUUCUCCUGGGCCUCGCAGAGGAUCCGGAACUGCAGCCUGCCCUCUUUGGCCUCUUCCUGUCCAUGUACCUGGUCACCGUCCUGGGGAACCUGCUCAUCAUCCUGGCCGUCGGCUCCGACCCCCACCUACACACCCCCAUGUACUUCUUCCUGUCGCACCUGUCCUUUGUGGACAUCUGCUUCACCUCCACUACCGUCCCCAAGACGCUGGUGAACAUCCAGACACAGAGCAAAGACAUCUCCUAUGUAGGCUGCCUCACGCAGGUGUAUUUCUUUAUGGUUUUUGCUGGUCUAGACGACUUCCUCCUGACCGUGAUGGCCUAUGACCGGUACGUGGCCAUCUGCCACCCCCUGCACUACACGGCCGUCAUGAACCCCCGGCUCUGUGGGCUCCUGGUCCUUGCGUGUUGGUUCACCGUUUUCUGGGUCUCCCUGCUUCAUACUCUACUGAUGCUGCGGCUGACCUUCUGUGCAGGCACUGAGAUCCCGCACUUCUUCUGUGAGCUGGGGCAGGUUCUCACGGCGGCCUGCUCUGACGCCCUCAUCAAUGACAUCGCCUUGUAUGUGGCCACGGCUCUGCUGGGUGUGUUUCCUCUCACCGGAGUCCUGUUCUCUUACUCUCAGAUCAUCUCCUCCAUAGCGAGGAUGGCCUCCACUGAGGGCAGGUGUAAAGCAUUUUCCACCUGUGGGUCUCACCUGUCUGUGGUCUCCUUGUUCUAUGGGACAGGCCUGGGCGUCUACCUCAGCACUGCUGUGACCCAUUCUCCCCAGAGGAGCUUGAUCGCCUCAGUGAUGUACACGGUGGUCACCCCCAUGCUGAACCCCUUCAUCUACAGCAUCCUGAGGAACAAGGACGUGAAGGGGGCCCUGGGAGGGCUCCUCGGCCAGGCAGCCUCUGGUCAGCGCUGGGUCACUGGCCUCAGAACUCAGCAGACACUUUGGGCCCCAGAGGCAAAUGUACAGCUGUAGAUAUCCGGGUUCUUCUCCUCCCUAAGAGACAUGUUACCUCUUCCAUUUCCAGGGCACCUAUGCUUCCUCUUAGGUGUUUUUGUAUUAUCUUCAGCAGCUCCCUCUGUGAAUGGUCCUGUUCUUCCCUGUUUGUCACCUGUGAAGUUCUAUCCUUCCUCAGCUUUUUACAGACCUUUUGGAACCCCGCAACAUAAAACGUCAAGCACCUUCAUCAAGUGUUGACAUGGUUUUCCCCCAGGUCACCCUCUCCAAUGUUUAUAUUAGCCACCUUAAUUUGGUUGUUUUUCCCUGGGAAAAAAAAUGGUAUAAAGAUUAUGCAAUAGGAGGGGUAAGGGAGGGGAAAAAGAAAGGAGCAUUACGAUUAGCAUGUAUAGUGUUGUGGCGG
Messenger RNA from Manis pentadactyla (Chinese pangolin), 1633 nucleotides. RefSeq names its product olfactory receptor 7D4-like. Gene Ontology annotation, molecular function: G protein-coupled receptor activity; olfactory receptor activity. Lineage: Eukaryota; Metazoa; Chordata; Mammalia; Pholidota; Manidae. Bases 139 to 1248 code for a protein of 369 amino acids. The record is from RefSeq and is a predicted model, not a curated record. Gene Ontology annotation, biological process: G protein-coupled receptor signaling pathway. The transcript has 2 exons. Gene Ontology annotation, cellular component: membrane.